Molecule: messenger RNA, 764 nt
Organism: Nilaparvata lugens (brown planthopper)
Lineage: Eukaryota; Metazoa; Arthropoda; Insecta; Hemiptera; Delphacidae
Product: diamine acetyltransferase 1-like
Exons: 5
Coding region: 144-746 (200 amino acids)
Molecular function (GO): N-acetyltransferase activity
Source: RefSeq, a predicted model, not a curated record
UUGUAGACAUUCAGUUCAUCAUUUACUUUUCUAAAGUAAUAAUCCGCUCUCUGAUAAACUAUUUAAUGGUACUAGUUGCUGAAAUAUUUUUGAAAAAGUAUAUUGUAAAUAGCUAAGUUUCUCAUUGGAAUUCAGAAUUCAAAAUGUACAAAUUUGAAGAUAUAACAGUUGGUGAGAAUUAUGUGAUAAGAGAAGCAAGACGGAAAGAUUGUGUGCAAAUAAGAGAGAUGAUAAAGGAUCUAGCAAGAGUCUUGGGCGUGCCUGGGAACUAUCCAGAAUAUGAUGUUAAAACUUUGGAAAUAAACGGUUUUGACACCAAUCCUCCAGCUUUCAAAUGCUUAGUAGUCGAGUACAAAAAUAGAAAAACAAAUUUGAAUAACGGCUUCGAUAGCCAAAAUGAAAAUGACUGCACGCUUGUUGGAUAUGCCUUCUUUUUCUACACAUUCAGCUCAUUGAGCGGCAAGGAAAUGUUUCUUGAGGAUUUCUAUAUAAUGGAAGAGCACCAGGGUAAAGGACUUGGAACAAAGCUGUUUGACUCUGUAGUUGAGGUUGCAUUAAAUACCAACUGCUCAAAUAUGGCUUUCCUUGUGUAUGAUGGAAAUCCAGUGAAUAAUUUCUACAAAAGAAGAGGAGCCAUCAAUCAAACAAAAGAGGACAAGCUUCAUUACUGUCUAAUAGAAUAUGAACAAUUAAUCAAAUUACAACAAAAACGUGUGAUUAACGGAAAAACUAUUGUAGAAAAAUAAAAUAUUGUUGAAAUAAUU